Messenger RNA from Symbiodinium necroappetens, 4779 nucleotides. The record is from the annotation of a GenBank genome assembly. Lineage: Eukaryota; Dinophyceae; Suessiales; Symbiodiniaceae.
AUGCAUCUUAUCGGCGAGCUAAGUUGUCCAAACAGCCGAGCGGUUGCCCCAGGUGGCCAGCUUUUGGAGCCAGUGACGGGCGUCGCAUCCUCGCAGCCAGGUCAGACAUCGGCAGCUUCGACAAGCCCCUCACCCUUUGUUGCGGCGAGCUUCGAAGCGGUGGACACGAACCAGGAUGGUGUCAUCACCCGUGCAGAGUUCCAACAAGCGGCGAACAGCGGCCUCAUCUAUCCAGUUGGCAGUGCGCCCGUGAGGUCCGUUUCGCCAAUGCAGCAUCGUGGUGUCCCUGCGUUUGCAUAUGCGCAGCCAUUGAAUCGUGGAGUGUCGCCAGAGCCGAGGAACCCGGCCGGUCAGAUUAAUGUUGGCAGCUCUGCACAUCUGCUGCAGGCCGAUAUUGACAUGGGAUGCCAUGCCAGUAGCAGCGCCAGUCCAGACCGUGUCGGCUCUGACCUCAGAACAGGCUUCGCAAACACGGUGAAAGUAUGGCAAGCUGUCCUGUUGCACUUUGCCUACGAUGAACACGAGUCUGAGCCAGAGCCGCCACAGAAUUUUUCCGAGGAUCUCAUCAAGCGCAUUGAUGGGGUCGUGACCGAGAUGGAACGGGAGCUCUCAGACGAUCUCGCAGCGUGUGUCAAAUCUCCGCUGAACGAGCUCAAAACCGAUGCGGAGUUGGGUGGCACCACGGAAGACGCCGAUGGGACUGGCGACAACGAGAGCACACUUGACUGGAUUGACAAACAGAUCCGGGCCAUCGAGCAGCGCCGCGAGGCUUGCGAGCUGAGGCAGACCCAUCUGUCCGAUCUGCGGCGCCUAGUUGCAGAUGGCGAGCGCGGCCAGCUAUCAGGCCGCCGCCUAAUUCGUGACGAAGGGCUCUAUGCUGCACCGCCGGAGGAUUUCGAUGAGGCCGGGAACAGCCCCGCCCGGCGGCUCUCGAUCCUCGAGGCCGAACACGAGGAGCUCAAGAAGCAGGUUGAGUCUGAACGGCUGGAGCUCCUGAAGGUGCGCUCCAACCUGGAGAUGGAGUGCGAGCGUCGGUUAGAAGAGGUGCGGGCGCUUGCAGACUCGGUCCAGGAGGGUCGGCAGCGUGCUAUAGUUGCCGAAGAGGCAGCUAACCAGCGCGCCAAAGAAGCUGGCUUCCAGGUCCAAGUGCUGCAGGAUCGCCUACGUGAGGCAGAGGCAACCUUAGAGCGUGAGCGCCAGCAGUUCCGCGCAGCGCAAGAAGCGCAAGCUGCGGCAGGUGCUGAUCUCCGCCAACUGGAGGAGAACUCUCGCGCGGUGCUUGCAGACUGCCGUGCUUUACAGCAGAAGGUUCGUGAGCUGGAGCUGGAACGAGCGGCUUUCCUCGAAGUCCAAGCGAAAUCCGAGGAAGAGCGCAAGGCCAUGAUGGGUCGCAUUAGCCAGUUCGAGGAUGAAAAGUCGCGAGACAUUGAGUCGGUGCUGCAGCAUCACCGCGAGCAAUGGCGGGAGGCCGCCAACAGGGAAUCGGAGCAGAUGCGGGCCUCCCUUGAGGCAACACAUGGCCGCAACCUGAAGGAUCUGGAGAGGCAGGCCCAAGCCAGGGCGGCCGAACCGCACCCGACUCUUCUCAAGGAGAUGGAAGACUUGAGAGCAGAACGCCUGAGGCUUCAGGCCGAGCGUGACUCCGAGCAGCGGGCGCGAGUGGAGGUGGAACAGAGGCAUGCUGCAGCAGUCAAAGAUGCUGCAAUGCUCAGAGAAGAUCAGCAGCGACUGCAGGCCGCUCACGCAGCGGAAGAGCGUGCCAAGGAGGAUGUCGCGGCGAAGCACAACGCCGUGUUGGCGGACAUGGAAAGGAUCAAAGGAGACAAGCUCGAGUUGGAGAAGGACCAAGCUGCAGAGAAGCAAGCCAGAUUGCUUGCGGAGCAGAAGCACGCUGCAGCCCUCGAGGAUGCAAGGCGCCUGAAGGCCGACCAAGAAAAGUUACAAGCAGACAAGCUGGCUGAGCAACAAGCACGCGCGGAGGCAGAGCGCAGGCACCAGUCUGUCCUCAAGGAUAUGGAGCAGGUUCGUGCAGACCACCAACGUGUCACCCAAGAGAAGGAAGAGGAAGCUCGUCUGCGCGCAGAGGCAGAAACGAGGCAUGCAGCCGUUGCCAAAGACAUGCAGAAGCUCCAGGAAGACCACUCGAGGCUGAAAGCCGACAAAGAUGCAGAAGAGAACGCAAAACUGGAGGUGCAGCGACUCCAUCAGGAGGUGCUGCGAGAGAAGGCCUCUGGACACGGUCAUUUGCAGGAGCUCUUGGAGGCCGAGAGACGAGCCAAGGAAGAGAUGCAGCAGCGCCAUGCAGCGGUGGAAGGCGACAAACAGAAGAUGGCUCAAGAUCAGGCCAAGAUGCAGGCAGACCAGGCCCGCGAAGCUCAGCUACGAGCGCAGGCUGAACAAAAGCACGAAGAGCUUGCACGAGAUUUGCAGAAGUUACGUGAAGAUCAACAGCGUCUGCAGUCCGACAAAGAUGCCGAAAGCCAGGCCAAAGCUGAGGCCGAGCGGCGACAUGCUGCAGUUCUCCAGGAUAUGCAGAAGCUGACGGCAGACAAGCAGAAACUGGAGGCAGAUCAUGCUGCUGAGAGACAGGCACGGCAAGAGGCGGAGAAGAAGCAUGUGGAAGUUCUGCAAGACCGAGAGAAGAUGUCUUCGGACAUGCACUCCCUUCAGCGAGACAAGGAUGCGGAGACUACAGCCAAAGAGGAGUACGCACGAAAACACGAGGCCGCCUUGAAGCAGCUGGACCUCGUGAAGGCUGACCAGGCCAAGCUGCGCUUGGACAAGGAGUCUGAAGCUCGCGCCAGGGCAGAUCUGGAAGCAAAGCAUCAGGCUGUCCUGCGCGAAAAAGAAGAGAUUCAGGCACAGCAUCUGAAAGUUCAGCAGGAUAGGGACAGGCUGGAAGCGCUCCAUGGCCAUGUCUCGCGCGACCACGAAGAGGCUCAUUCCAAGCUGAGAGCUGCCCACGAGGCCGAACUGAAGCAUACCAAGGACUCGCACCUGCAGCUCAAGGCGGAAUGGGAAGGACGACACCAGGACUUGUUGCAGGAGCUUGACAAGCUCCGUGCCGAGCACCGAAAGCUGCAGCAGGAACGGGAUGACGAGCGACGAGGGCGAGAGCGUGUUCACAGCGACCACCAAACAGCCCUUCGCGACGCAGAGUCAACGAAGAUCCAGCUGGAUGGCCUCAAGGCGCGCAAUGCAGGCGACCGAGCCUCCCUGGACGAGGCAAACAGCAGGCUUCGCACGCUUCAAGCAGAGCGGGAUACCUUGGCGGCAGAUGUCACCACGCUGAAGAAGUUGAAGGAAGAAAAGGCCAAAGCAGAAACUGACCUCCGGGAAGCCUUAAACAACCAGGAGGCGGAGGUAAAGCUUCUGCAGAAGAAGUUAGAAGAGCGGAACCAGGAGGCUCGACAAUCUGAAGAUAAGCGGCGACUGCAGGAAGAGAAGUUGUCAUCGCUGUUGUCGCAGCUGGCUGCUGAGAAGAAGGAUGCCGAGGAGUUGAAGCAAACACUUGAGCAGGUCCGCAGCGAAGGAUUGCAGAUCGCCAGUCGAGCAGAGGAAAUUCAGAACACUUCGAGCGACUGGCAGCGAAAAUAUGAGGAGCUCAUCAGACAACACCAGGAAUUGAAGGCCGCCACAGCAUCCAUAGCCAAAACGAAAAGUGAUGCUGAAAUGCGGGCACAUCGGAUGUCCCUUUGGGCAGACCCGAUGAACUUCUUGGCCGGCUUGGAGGAGGAGCUGCUGCCUGGAUCCAAUGUAGACGUUGUCCUCCAGGUGCGCAAAGCGCACAAGGAACUGGAAGACAACAUUUCGAAUGCCACGGAGGUCCACAUCAAAUCCAUCAACGCUCAGCUGGAGGGGGCUGCUGUUGCCGAGAGCAAGGGCCUGCCCCUUCGGCGUGGGCUUACCGACUACGAGAAAAAGACGGAGAUUGAAUCUGAGCGCCACACUGAACAACUCAGACUGGAUGCACGGCUCCAUGACUUGAAGGCCCUGCAGGAAGAGGUUGCGUUGGAGCACAGCCUGUCAGAGUCUGACCAGCAGAAGAUCAAAGAGUACCUGCAGCGGGACAUGAAGCGCUGCGAAGAGGAGCUGGAGAUACUGAAGCCGACAUCAGCUCUUGCAUCAGUCCCCGACCAGCUCAUCGAGGUCCUUCAAGCCAUGGCACAGGACGACAUGCCGGAACGGUUCGAGCAUGGCUACUCGCCUAUGCAUUGGGCAGCUCAUCGAGGUCGCCGAGACCUUGUGGAAUUCCUCCGUCGACUGGUGGACAACGGCCACAGUCUCUUGUCAUCCCGAGAUGACCAAGGUCGCACACCGCUCUUCUAUGCAGAGCGAGCGGGACGUACGGGCUUGGCCUACCACCUGCGCCGGGUGGGAGGCGAAGCUGACCCCUUCAGGCCGUCUUCUGAGCGGCCGCAGGUUGAUUCUCUGCCUGCUGCAUACCAGCAGGUCCUGCGGCAAGUCGAGACCAGGGGAUGGCAUUCCAUGAAGUGGAAGGAGGACUACACCAUGCUGCACUGGGCUUCGAGCAAAGGCCACAAGGAUCUCGCCAUGUACCUGAUUGGUCUCAAUGCCAACCCGAACGACCUCGACGGCAAGGGCCGCACGCCGGCCGCCUGCGCCACGGAAGCCGGUCACAUGGACCUGGUGGCUGCUCUGCAGGCCCAGGCAAGCCUCAAGCGUGCGUCAUGCAUUCAUGUCUCCUGUGUCGUCAGGGGAUCGACAGCAUCUUCUCGUCUUCGCCGUUGUCGCCAUCGUCUGGUCCGGUUGCGAUGA